Molecule: messenger RNA, 258 nt
Organism: Knipowitschia caucasica
Lineage: Eukaryota; Metazoa; Chordata; Actinopteri; Gobiiformes; Gobiidae
Source: the annotation of a GenBank genome assembly
AUGCUGAUUAAAGUAAAGACACUAACUGGAAAAGAAAUCGAGAUUGAUAUUGAGCCAAUAGACAAGGUGGAAAGAAUUAAAGAAAGAGUGGAGGAGAAGGAAGGUAUCCCACCACAGCAGCAAAGGUUAAUCUACAGCGGUAAACAAAUGAAUGAUGAGAAAACUGCUGCAGAUUAUAAAAUCCAGGGCGGCUCUGUUCUACAUCUUGUGCUUGCGUUGCGAGGAGGACACCUGUGCUGCUCUAAUAGACACCUAUGA